GAGAAUGACAUCUUCCUGGGCUGGGAAAAGGGAGCUUACAAGAAAUGGGGAAAGAGUAAGAAAAAGUGCUCUGAUCUAACACUAGAGGAAAUGAAAAAGCAGGCUGCUGUCCAGUGUCUUCGCUCUGCUUCUGAUGAAAGCUCUGGAAUCGAAACGUUAGUGGAGGAGCUUUGCUCCAGACUGAAAGACCUUCAGAGUAAGCAAGAGGAGAAGAUUCACAAAAAGUUAGAAGGCUCUUUGUCUCCUGAGGCUGAUUUAUCUCCCACAGCAAAGGAUCAAGUAGAAAUGUACUAUGAAGCAUUUCCUCCUCUUUCUGAAAAGCCAGUUUGCCUGCAGGAAAUCAUGACUGUAUGGAAUAAAUCCAAAGUAUGCUCUUACUCUAGCUCCUCAUCUUCAUCCACUGCUCCACCAACUAGCACAGAUACAUCUUCUCCAAAGGACUGCAAUAGUGAAAGUGAAGUAACUAAAGACAGAAGUCAUAAAGUAUCUGCCACUGUACAGGAAAGAACCCAGCAGAAGAAAAGUAAAAAUGAGAAAGAAAACAAGUUUAGUAACAACACUGUUGAAGAGAAGCCUGUUUUGUACAAAAAGCAAGUCCGACAUAAGUCUGAGGGAAAGAUGCGUCCUCGCUCCUGGUCAUCUGGAUCCAGUGAGGCUGGCUCAAGUUCUAGUGGUAAUCAAGGUGAAUACAAGGCAUCAAUGAAAUGUAUCAAAGUAAGACACAAAACAAGAGAGGUUCGAAAUAGAAAAGGGCGUAAUGGGCAAAGCAGGCUUUCAGUGAAAUCUGGUGAAAAGGUUGAUAGAAAAGUCCACAGCGGAAGCAGUAGCAGCAGUAGCAGUGGGUCCAUCAAACAGCUGUGCAAAAGAGGUAAAAGGCCAUUAAAAGAAAUUGGAAGAAAAGAAGCUGGUGGUAAUGAUGGAAGAGAUUUCUACUUAGACAGCAGAAAUGAAAAGGAAUAUAAAGAAGAACCCUUGUGGUAUACUGAGCCGAUUACAGAGUACUUUGUUCCUCUUACCAGAAAAAGCAAGCUGGAGACUACAUACCGCAACAGAGAAGAUAUAUGUGGCGUAACAUCAGAGGCUGUAGAAGAGUUGUCUGAAUCAGUGCAUGGUCUUUGUAUUAGCAACAAUAAUAUUCAUAAAACAUACCUCGCAGCAGGUACUUUCAUCGAUGGUCACUUUGUAGAAAUGCCUGCAGUUCUAAAUGAGGAUAUUGACCUCGCUGGGACCUCAAUAUGUUCUCAACCAGAGGACGACAAAUACUUAGAUGAUGUUCAUCUGUCAGAACUAACACACUUCUAUGAAGUGGAUAUUGAUCAAUCCAUGUUGGAUCCUGGUGCCUCAGAUACGAUGCAAGGGGAGAGUCGGAUUUUAAAUAUGAUUCGACAAAAGAGUAAAGAAAAAACUGAUUUUGAGGCAGAAUGUUGCAUAGUGUUAGAUGGAAUGGAGUUGCAAGGGGAAAGUGCAAUAUGGACAGAUUCAACCAGCUCUGUUGGUGCUGAAGGGUGGUUCUUGCAAGACCUUAGUAAUUUAGCUCAAUUUUGGGAGUGCUGUUCAUCUUCUAGUUCUGGUGAUGCAGAUGGGGAAAGUUUUGGAGGAGAUUCUCCAAUCAGAUUCUCCCCCAUCUUAGACAGCACAAUGCUUAAUUCACACAUGCUUGCUGGCAAUCAAGAGCUCUUUUCAGAUAUUAAUGAAGGGUCUGGUAUAAACUCUUGUUUUUCAGUGUUUGAAGUGCAAUGCAGUAACUCUGUUUUACCAUUUUCUUUUGAAACACUCAACUUGGGAAAUGAAAAUGCAGAUUCUAGUAGCACUGCUAAUAUUCUUGGGAAAACACAGUCUAGAUUGCUAAUAUGGACCAAAAAUAGUGCCUUUGAUGAAAACGAACACUGUUCCAAUCUUUCAACAAGAACCUGUAGUCCAUGGUCACACUCGGAAGAAACACGUUCAGACAAUGAGACUUUAAAUAUUCCAUAUGAAGAAUCCACACAAUUUAAUGCAGAAGAUAUUAAUUAUGUAGUUCCUAGAGUGUCUUCGAGUUAUGUAGAUGAAGAAAUUCUAGAUUUUUUGCCAGAAGAAACCUGCCAGCAACAAGCUAGAACUUUAGGAGAAAUGCCCACUUUGAUUUUCAAAAAAAAAUCUAAACUAGAAUCUGUCUGUGGUAUUCAGCUAGAACAAAAGGCAGAAAGUAAAGACUAUGAAACUACACAAGGGUGUAGUGAAAGCAGUCCACAUGGAGAUGGCUACAGCUCAGGGGUUAUUAAAGAUAUUUGGACAAAUAUGACAGACAGACAUUCUGCAGCGAUGGUAGAAAUAGAAGGAAUAGAAGAUGAAUUGUUUUCAACUGAUGUAAAUAACUAUUGCUGCUGUUUGGAUACAGAAGCAAAAGUUGAAACCCUCCAGGAGCCCAAUAAAGCAGUGCAGAGAUCAGAGUAUCAUCUUUGGGAAGGUCAAAAGGAGAAUUUAGAGAAGAGAGCCUUUGUCUCAAACGAUUUAUCAAAAGUAGAUGGUGGUGACUAUACCACACCAUCAAAACCUUGGGAUGUUAACCAGGAUAAAGAAAACUCAUUUAUACUUGGUGGUGUGUAUGGGGAGCUCAAAACAUUUAACAGUGAUGGAGAAUGGGCGGUGGUGCCACCUAGUCACUCAAAAGGGAGCUUAUUACAGUGUGCAGCUUCUGACGUAGUGACGAUAGCUGGUACAGAUGUUUUUAUGACUCCAGGUAAUAGCUUUGCCCCUGGUCAUAGGCAAUUCUGGAGACCAUUUGUAUCAUUUGAACAGAAUGAGCAAUCAAAGAGUGGAGAUAACGGAUUAAAUAAGGGUUUUUCUUUUAUCUUCCAUGAAGACUUACUGGGAGCUUGUGGUAACUUUCAAGUUGAAGAACCAGGGCUUGAAUACUCAUUCUCUUCCUUUGACCUGAACAAUCCAUUUUCACAAGUUCUUCAUGUAGAGUGUUCGUUUGAGCCAGAAGGAAUUGCAUCUUUCAGCCCUAGUUUUAAACCUAAGUCAAUUCUGUGCUCUGAUUCAGACAGUGAGGUUUUACACCCCAGGAUAUGUGGUGUUGAUCGAACGCAGUACAGGGCUAUACGGAUUUCUCCAAGGACUCACUUUCGCCCAAUUUCUGCAUCUGAACUUUCUCCAGGUGGUGGAAGUGAGUCAGAAUUUGAGUCAGAAAAAGAUGAGGGAGGUGUUGCCGUCCCUUCUCAAGUAGAUGUAUUUGAGGAUCCACAAGCAGAUCUCAAACCUCUGGAAGAAGAUGCAGAAAAAGAAGGGCAUUAUUAUGGAAAAUCAGAACUUGAAUCUGGAAAAUUCCUUCCCAGAUUAAAAAAGUCUGGAAUGGAGAAGAGUGCACAAACAUCGUUGGAUUCCCAAGAAGAGUCAGCUGGGAUGUUGCCAGUAGGAAACCAAGAUCCCUGUUUAGAAUGCAGUAUGAAAGAAUCUCUAGAUGGGAGGGCGAUGGAGAGCUCUAAAGUAAACUGCAGAAUAGUGGAGCCACGUGAGGAGACUAGCAGGUUUUGCAGUUGUAAAGCAGGGUGCCAUUUCCCCACGUACGAGGAUAAUCCUGUUUCUUCAGGAGAGCUUGAAGAGAGCAUGAGUGGCAGCCAGGAAAAGCAGUGCUGGUGGGAAAAGGCGCUCUAUUCUCCCCUUUUUCCUGCAUCACAGUGUGAAGAGUGUUAUACAAAUGCCAAGGGAGAGAAUGGUGUAGGAGAAUUUGCAGAUGUAAAGGAAAUAUCCAAUGAUGAUGAACAUCUUUUAGAUUUUAAUAUGGUUUCUUCUGUUUAUGAAGCAAGAUGUGCAGAUGAUAUAAACGCUGAGGCAAAACCAAAUGGCUUCAGGAAGAAGAUCUACUCCAGUGAUAGCUCCAGCUCUGAAGACACAGCCUCAGAAGGUGGAAGUGAAUGGGCUGAUCCGUGUGAGGAGGAGCUUUUUUCUCGAACUCAACUAUAAAAACUGCAGAGUAGAACAGAUGAUUUAAAAGUAACAUGAGAUGGAAAACUAUUCUUCUUGAGGGUCUGUAGCUCUAAAACGACAACUUGAGUUUCCUCUUCAGUUAAUGGAUUCAGAUGUGUAUUUAUCUUUCUCUUCUUGCUUAUUUUAUAGAUGAGGACACAGCUGUCCUGUUGAAGAUUUUUUUUUUUUCUCCCCCCCAAAAAAACCCUGUUAAAUUCUUGGCUAUUUGAACUAGACUAGAUUGUGUUGUCAAAUGAAGAAUGGAUGUGCAUGUGCUUGUCUUAGUAGUACCACUGCUUUUUUGCAUCUUAAUUGCAGUUAUUUUCAUUCGUAACUGUAGCCCUACCACUAUUACUAUCUUCUUAGCAUCGCAGUGUCUACAACUACUUCUGCUAUUCGGAGACUUCAGCUUUCUGCACAUUAGGCUUUGUUCUUUAAGAACUGGGAGAUAAAUACUUAACACUGUAAUCUAUCGGUGCCUUUCUGAAUGCAGGAGAAAAGCAUGAAUGACUUGUCCAGUCUUCAUUCAGUAAAUCUCAUAACUUCGAAGUAGGAACAACAGGGUUGUGCUUUAGAGACUUACAGAAACUGUGUUUUCUAUCCUAUGAUUCCCCCCUCCCACAAACCAACACUGAGGAUACAAUGGUUUGUAUUUUUGCUAACUGGAGAAGCCAAGGAUUUUUUGUAGGUAUGGAGGCAAUGUGGGGUGGGGUUUUUUUUCCUCUU
Molecule: messenger RNA, 4674 nt
Organism: Phaethon lepturus (White-tailed tropicbird)
Lineage: Eukaryota; Metazoa; Chordata; Aves; Phaethontiformes; Phaethontidae
Product: KIAA0232 ortholog
Exons: 7
Source: RefSeq, a predicted model, not a curated record